GAGUUCAUCCUCCCCGCGGGGGCCCUCGACUUCGGUGGCCGCGUCUUCGUGUCUGUGAAUGGCGAGCUCACCACGGGCACCUUCGUGGGUGCCAACACAGACCUCGACGAGUGGGCGGGGAACCGGCAGCUGUUCCUGAUGCGGGGGGAGCCCAGGGACGCCCGGACGACGAUCUGGCUGAAGGGGCCGCCCAGCAUGGGCGAUACGGUCUCGGCUCUGAUGUCGCGGAGCCCCGGAGGGUUCAUGGCCUCCCACGAGCGCUGGCUGGUGGAGAGCCGCGUGCCGGCCGGCAAACGCUCGGCGCACGAGCACCGCCUGGUCUCGAAGUGCCCGGAGCUCGCGGCGUCGGUUGACGGGAUGAACCUGGCCAACCUCACCAGCAUGGAGUACCUCAACAGGCGCCGCCAGCUGCUGGAGGAGGCGCACAAGACGGACCCGGACAAGCCGAACUUCGAGGGCGCCCACCACUUCCUUGGCGAGGACGACGUCGGCGCGGGCACCCUGGUCGCGCCGAGCCUGCGGACGCACGUCGCGGGCGAGUUCGCCAGGGAUGCGGCCAUCGAGAAAGAGAGACGCAAGGCACGAGAAGCAAGGUGCAUUCGUCGGGGCGCACUGAGUGACGUGAACGACUCGCUGACGGGCCUCAACGCUCUGCACGGCUGUGAGCGCUCGGCGGUUAGUGUGCCCAACGAGGCACAGAGGCAGGCACAGCGGAGGCUGCUCCGUACCGCUCGCGCUGCCGGACGGCAGCCCGUCAGCCUUCAGGGCGUUCUCGACCCUGAUGCCGCGCUCGCCCUCGCUCAGUUUGAAAGCCUCUUAGCCGAGCCGGAUGUCCGCCAGUGUGGCGACAUUCGGGAUCUAUGCCAGUACUUCUGCCUCCCGAAGAUCAGCCGGGCCGAGGCUCUCCGUGCAGGUAUCUCGCUGAAGGAUCUAGACGACUCGAGCGACUUCGUCUACCCCGCUAUGAAAGUCGUGGCCACCGACGCCUCCCCGUCCGAUAUGGGUGUCACCGAGGCCACGGUUCCUCGGGACGUCGUGUCGCAGGCCGGAAGGCCGGCCCGGCUCACCGUGCGCAAGAGGCCCGCAGGACGCCUCGAGGGGCCGCCGGUGCCGCUGCGGCGUCCGGCGGCCGCGCCAGUGCCGCUGCGGCGUCUGGCUGCUGCGCCCGGCCGAGGCAAGCGUCGCCCUCGGCUGCAGGCAGCCCUCGCGGCCAAGCGGACCUCUCCGGCGACGGCCACGAGCCUGUCGGCGUGCGAGCAGGCCGCCGUCGGGCCCGGGGCCAGGCUCUCCUACCAGAAGUACUACGACGCCUUCCUCGCGUUCGUGGGGGAGCCGGCCGAGGAUCUCGACGAGCUCGAGGUGCAGGUGCUGUCGAUGCUGGACACGUUCCUGGACGCGGGAUGCACGAAGGCCGACGCCGACUUCCUCGUUGCGCCCGUCAAGGACGCGCUGCCGAAAGCGACUGGGCCCAGGACACUUCCCCGGGUCCAGAGGGCGCUCAAGGGAUAUGCAAAGAAGUCGCCGCCAAGGUCGAGAGCGCCGGUCCCCCUGGAGGUCGCCGCCGCGGCCAUCUCGGGUCUCCUCUCGUUGGGGGAGCGGGACGCGGCACUCCAGGUGAUGACGAUGUUCAGCACGUUCAUCCAGCCGGGCGCGCUGAGGAAGGUGCUCGUGAAGAACCUCCUCCGGCCCACGCGGGCCGGGGGCGCCAUGGGGACGUGGUCGCUCCUCCUCGCGCCGACCGAAGGAGACCCCCUGGCGCCUCUGAGGGAGGGGGGAGCUCGGCCGAGGCCGCUGACCAAGACGGGCACGUCCGACGAGGCGGUGCCCCUCGACAACCCGCAGUGGCUGGGGCCGUUGCUCGCGCGACACGCCCACGGCCGCCAGAAUCAUUCCCCACUCUUCACCACGGAGGGCGGCGCCAUGGCCGUGCUGUUCCGCAAGGUCACCGCGGUCCAGGGCCUCCAGGUGAAGACGAGAGGCCACUGGAGCCAGGACAGCAGCGUCAAGCGCUACGCCAAGCCCGGCAUGGUCGAACAGCUCCUUGCGGCGCUCUCGCCGGCUGCCAGGGCGCAUGGAGAAGUUCAGCGGACGCGGCUCGAGGACCUGUUUGCCGGUCGGGCGCGCGCCUCGUGGCCAGUGCUGUAG
Molecule: messenger RNA, 2145 nt
Organism: Prorocentrum cordatum
Lineage: Eukaryota; Dinophyceae; Prorocentrales; Prorocentraceae
Source: the annotation of a GenBank genome assembly